AUGAGCUUCGGCUUGGACAGAACCUCCGUCAGGUUGCCCUUCUCGCUGUACACCAACCCGGUCUUCGGGAGCACCUCCGCGAUGACCGGGCGGUGGAUCUCCUCCCCGGCGAGGUUUUCCAUGGCGCGACCUGCGGCGUGCGCGGCGACGCGAAGACUGAUGGUGAGGCGGCGUUCGAAAACUUCGAUCCGACGCGACGUCAACUUCCCGUCCCCGCCAGAGAUGACCACGAGGCGUCACUCCGCGGCGCGCCGGGGCGGCGCGCGAGCGAUGUCGGAGUCCGACGACGACGAUGACGACCUCCCCGAGGAGAUCAUCACGAUGAACAAGAACCCGAGCCCGUACCGGCUCUACCUCACGCUGACCACGCACCCGGUCCGCGUCCCCGCGCUCGUCGCGCUCGCCGCGCGCGCGCUCCUCGUCACCGCCGCGCUCUACUACAGCAUCGCGCUCCACUGCGGCGAGACGACGAACGCGCGACCGGAGCGCGGUCCGCCGACGGGGUUCUGGAAGGACCCGCUUCGCGCGACGCGAUGCGCGAUCGUGACGCACCACCUCGUCGUUCUCCUGACGCACGCGCUGUCGAGUCGCUACUCGAACGGCGACGCGCCGCGCGCGGAGGCGGAGCACGUGCCGUCGCGCCCGUCGCUCCUCGGAUCGCUGUGGCACUCGCUCGUCGCGCUGGCGAUCGGGACGGCGUUUUGGUUCGUGUUCAUGUGCAACUUCGGCCUCUCCGCGCUGUACGUGCCGUACCCCACGACGCACGCUUCGGCGCUCCUCGCGUCGUUGACGUUCGUCCCCGGCGCCGCGAUGUACGGCACGAGCCCGUGGGAAGGGAAGGGCGCGCAGUGGGAGUGGCACCGCGUGCUCGUCCUGGGCGACGGCGCGUUUUACCCGAUCGAUUUCCAAUGGUUCGCGUCCGCGUGGGGCGCCGCGCUCGGGGCGUGGAUGGGGGCGAUGCCGAUACCACUGGACUGGGGCAGGGCGUGGCAGAGAUGGCCGAUCACGGUCGUGUACGGGAUGUGCGUGGGGUGCGUCGUCGGCGCGUGGACAGGGUUCGCGUGGGCGGUCGCGAAGUGGGCGCGCGGCGACAGAGGGGUGUUCGGUUGGGGAGACGGGAGUUAUUACGCGCGACCCGCGCACGACGACGACGACGGCAGCCGCGAGAAGGAGAAGAGGCUGAGACGGAACGCGAGGCUGGCGAAGAAGCGGAAGGAGAAGGAGACGUAG
Messenger RNA from Micromonas pusilla CCMP1545, 1230 nucleotides. RefSeq lists its product as uncharacterized. Bases 1 to 1230 code for a protein of 409 amino acids. Gene Ontology annotation, cellular component: endoplasmic reticulum membrane. Lineage: Eukaryota; Viridiplantae; Chlorophyta; Mamiellophyceae; Mamiellales; Mamiellaceae. The record is from RefSeq and is a predicted model, not a curated record. The transcript has a single exon. Gene Ontology annotation, biological process: GPI anchor biosynthetic process.